Molecule: messenger RNA, 1061 nt
Organism: Rana temporaria (common frog)
Lineage: Eukaryota; Metazoa; Chordata; Amphibia; Anura; Ranidae
Product: actin-binding Rho-activating protein-like
Exons: 2
Coding region: 267-725 (152 amino acids)
Biological process (GO): positive regulation of Rho protein signal transduction
Molecular function (GO): actin binding
Source: RefSeq, a predicted model, not a curated record
CUCGGAGAGGAGAUCAGUGCAGCCUCUCCCAUACAAAUUCCAUAUCUCUAUAUAGCAGUGUAAUCUGGAGGAAGGAUUGUGAUUGUGCAGCUGCAGAAGUGAUUGGAUACUGCAGGCAUGUGACUCGUACAAUGUAUCGUUGGUGAGUUUAUCCGCUUUCUAAUGCAUAGCUGGGAUAACAGGAAGUUCAUGGAGUCUGAGGUAACUUCAACCAUGUUAUCACUCUGUUUGACCAACGAGUGAAUGGAACCAACCAGAAAUAAGCCAUGGAUCAUUUACAACAGAAAAGCAAAGAGCAAGGAUGCAACUCUGUUGGAAAUCUUAAGAAGACGUGGCAAACCUGGGCAAAGGAACAUGAGGUUUAUCAGAAACAAAACCCUUUUAGCAAUGACAUACGGCCUGGCGCUGCCCAUUUAGACACGCAACAUCCAGACUACGGCAAGCCAAAAGCUGGUUCCCGAACAGAGCAGAGGGGCAAGGAUGCUCACAGACAUGUAGGAAAAGAAGUGGAGGACCUGUGUCUUGUCAUGAGAACAAUUGGAGUGAAAGGAGAUGAUGGACUAACUAGGGUCACAUUUGGGAGGUUGUUUGAAGCUUAUGUGACUAUAUCCAACAAGCUUGUGGGUGUUUUACUGAGGGCCAGAAAGCAUGGGCUACUGCAGUUUGAGGGAGAGAUGCUGUGGCAAGGACGGGAUGACCAGGUUGUUAUAACUUUGCUAGAGUGAUGCUUAUUUUAUUGUCAACCAAUUUUAACUGCGCAACUGGCUGAAUUCCAAAGUGGUAGAUUAGCACCUGGUGCUGGGAGCCUUGUAUGGGUUUGGCACCCUGAAUUACUAUAAGCUGGUAGAACUCUCUGAAGAAGUUUCUGGACGCUAAAAAGCUUCUGAUUGAAGACCUGGUAGCUCUUACACACCAUUAAUGCAUGGUCAUUCCCUUAGCACCUCAUCAUAUGCACUACACAACAGGAUCUUGAAGCUUACACACAUCUGGAAGUUAAUAUCUCCCAGCAAAUUCAGGAUUGUUCUAUUUCAGAAAAAAGAGUAAACAUGUGCUAGAAAACA